AUGACUACAAACAGAAAUACAGAGUGAGAUUGAUAUUUUUGGGAAAAAUGAUUCCGAAAAUUGCCUUUCAGAACAAAAUCAAAUUCAAGACCACUCAUGGAACCGUCAUCGUCUGCCUGCUCGGAAGCGUAUGCUUUUUUGAUUUUUAAGCCGAAAUUUUUGUGUCAAUGCUCACGAUUCGACGAAAAUUUGAGCAAAAACGCAGCGAGUAAUUGGCAAUUUUAGAUAAUCUUCGAAAAUUAAUGGGGUUAUUCAGGCUGUGAAAAAAAUGAUUGUUUUCCGUUUUUUUACGUCAAAAAAUCCAAUUCAGCGAUGUAAAAAACGAAAAAAACAUAAAACAAACAUACGCUGAAUAGCCCCGUAAAGCGGAAAAUUUAUGAAAAAUCAUAGAAAACUGUUCAGAGAAACAAAUCCGCGACACCGAAAAGCCAACAAGAUAAUCGAAAAAUUUAUGGAGAAGAAGAUGGGAGGCGCGCCGCCGGAAACGCACGCGGACCUCCGCAAACAGUCCGUCUUCAAUUUUUACGAACAGCCGCGCAAAAAAGAGCACAAACACGGAUGCUUCAAGCGAUUCGUGAAAAAAGCGAAAAGUGCGUGGACGUAAAAAUUGAACAGCAAUAAUUUUGGCCAUUUUACCAAUUUUCUGCACAGAAUAUCGUACUCUGAUCGCAUCGCUCAUUCUGGCGCUUUACGUGGCCAUCGGAGCGGCGGUGUUCAUGUGGGUGGAGAGCACAUCACACGAAAAUGUGCGUUUUAUCAUCAGUGGAGCGCAUUUGCUCAGCGACUAUUUAUUCAAACCAAUUUCAGGUCGAGCAAUACGGAAAAGACAUUCGGGAAAAGGCGGCGAAUCUGUACGAGAGUCUCGAUCUGGCGAUGAAUCCGAAAUGUGGACCAAUCAUUCACAACAUGCCAAUCGAAUCGAACGAGUGUUUGCUGAAACUGUACAACGAGAUGUACGCAAUUCAUGCGCCGAAACAGAACAUCAACGGAUAUAUGGAUGCGCUCGUCUACGUGCUCACAAUGAUCACCACAAUUGGUAAGGCAUCGGUUUUUACUCGCAAAUGCACAGCUUUCCCCAAUUUUACUGCAAAAAACAGCGUUUAUCGAUUUUAUCGCCAAAAACACCGAAAAUCAUAGCAAAAAAGGUGCAAAAAUACUUCUUUUCAGGCUACGGGCACCUGAUUUGCUACACGAUGACCGGAAAACUGGUCACAAUAUUUUACGGAAUAAUCGGAAUCGCCCUGGUCCUUUAUGUGCUCCGAAAUAACGGAAAACUGGCGUUGAGAUGCUGCAAUUGGAUGCUGAAAUUAUCGACGUUUUGUUUUCAACUUUGGUACACUUUUUUGAAUUUUUGCGAGAAUUGAGAGAAAAGUGAAACUGUAAUUUUGUCUUUUCAGCACUACGCGUCCGUGCAAAAUGACGGUGUUCAAGGCGGCCAUCCUUUUGAUCGUUUUCUGGACGAUCGGCGGUCUCGGCAUUGCCGCCUUUGAGAAUUUCGUCUUUUUCGACGCCAUCUACUUUUCGUUUGUCACUUUUUCGACAAUCGGAUUCGGGGAUUUUGUGCCGAACAGCAACGCCUCUGUCGCCAUCAUUUUCACGUUGCACUUUAUCGAUUUGUCGCUUCUCUCGAUGGUAUUCGCGCUGGUUCAUGUGAGUUUUCAAAAGAGGCGAUGUUUGGUACGUAGAAACUUGCAGGAGUCGAUGGAGAGCAAUUUCAUGGAAGUGCUCGAGCUGCUCGACGAAGGAUAUCGGCGACAUACGACUAUGAUGAACACGGCCACUAUGAAUCUGAAUCUUCCGUCGCCGGCGCAAUCGAACGUGAAUUUGAAAACGGCGAGGGAAAAGUCGAAGGAACGAUGA
Caenorhabditis sp. 36 PRJEB53466 is the source of this 1860-nucleotide messenger RNA. The record is from the annotation of a GenBank genome assembly. NCBI's taxonomy places the organism in Eukaryota, Metazoa, Nematoda, Chromadorea, Rhabditida, Rhabditidae.